AUGGCCAAGUCUUCCCGCACACAAGAACAGGAAAAGGAGGACAGCUGCAUAAGCUGCUGUUGCUUUGCCAAGUACAUAUUUGCACCUUUCAUCUUAUUAUUCAUGGCAUUCAAGAUCUAUGUAUUGGGAAUGAUCGCUGCAUACAUCGAGCGUCUUGGCCGGGGCGUCUUCUGUGGCUUGUGUGUGUGUUGCUCGUGUACAUACAAGGACCGGAAUUUUCCACACGACCAUCGCAGCAUUGGAAUCUUGAAGGGCAAGUCGGGCGUGGAACUGGACAAGCAGGUCUUUCCUUGUAAUGCCUCCAUUGGCACUUCUGCAUCUAUGACGGGUCAGACAGUAGACGUGCUGCAUCGCUGGGAGAGUGCGGGUGUGAAACCUUGCUCGUUGUCUUCGGUUCUUAGAGGCUUUUUGGCUGCAGCUCGAGUAUCCGAGCCGGAUGAAAACAGCUCAGUGUUUUGGUUAACCCCCAGGGCGCCGCAUUGGGGCCAUCUGCUCGAUGGCUACACCCCAGGAGAAAGGCAAGCCGGGCGCAGCAUCCGGCUCCAAAUCCAAGGCCACCGUACGACUUUUCGCAGGUAUGAUAAGCACCGAGCAUGGAAUCCGUUGUGCUGUGGUAAAUUCAAUCUCGAGCAGGAGAGGAUUAAGGAGGGACAGGACAGCCAGACCCUUAUCAUGCCCCACCACGAGCACCUAGGAGGGAGAGGAGCGGAGGGGAGGGGACCAGGCAGGAUUAAGCAGGACCAGGCGGACCCGCCGUCUGGCUCACGCGUGGCGUGUCAGAUUGCGGAGCUUGGUGCUUUGCAUCUUUGCAUUUUCGACCCUGCUGCCGACGGGCGACCGCUGUUCGCCAAGCCUCAGGGAGACGAGGCAUGGGUGAUGUUGCUAGAGAAGGCCAUGGCAAAGUUCAUGGGUAAGGACUACGCCUCCCUGGACGGAAACUUGAUGAUCAAGGCGCUGGAGGUGCUCACCGGGGACUUUGUGUGCCUGUUCCGACUGGGGGACGUCAGGGACGCCAAAAGUAGGGGCAAGCAGCGGCACCAGCAGUUGUGGACAAGGCUGGAGCUGUCACGUGGACCACCGCCCAAGGACGCUGCGCCUGGGGAUGACUUGCGGCUGGUGUACGCUCAAGACGAGCCCUUCAACCACGACCUCAUGUUUCGGUCGAUCAAAUGGGAGCUGCGCCACGGCAGCACCAUUGGCGCCAGCAAUGCCGGUGGGCGGGACACUCAGAGCAUCCAUGGCAUCGUGCAGGGUCACGCCUACAGCAUCAUCAGGGCAGAAGAGGCAGACGACAAGAGGUUUCUGCGGCUCCGGAACCCCUGGGGCACCUUUGAGUGGACGGGCUCCUGGAGCGACAAGAGCCCGCUGUGGGAACGAAAUCCCAAGGUCAAGUCAGCCCUGGACUUCAACCCCACCAGCGAUGGCUCCUUUUGGCAGGCUGGUUCCGCAGGGUGGCUCGGCGGCGCUGGUGGGUCACUCUCCAUGUCGUCUGGCUCUGCGCGGGGAUGGUGUGGCUUCUCCGUGGUCGUGCUCCACACUAUAGGAUGGAGUGGACGGACUUUGUCAACCACUUCAACACCCUUGAGGAGCACCGGCUUCGACCACGUGGUCAUUGACAUCCACGAGGUAUUGGUGCUGCUGCCUGGGCUGCAAGGCGCUGUGCUGCGGCCGCAAGAUCCCGUCGUGUGUUUGCGUGAACUGGUUGGGGACCCUGGCCCAGGUCUCUGGACCCUGACCCUGGCCAGUCAUCCAGGUCCUGACGGACCCUGGCCUGCCUGGAACACUGCAAGUAUGGGCUCCGCACCGCGUUGUGCUCCCCAAUGGACAGUGUGCCUGACGCCCCUGGAGCUCGCACCGUGA
Messenger RNA from Volvox carteri f. nagariensis, 1860 nucleotides. RefSeq lists its product as uncharacterized. Gene Ontology annotation, biological process: proteolysis. Gene Ontology annotation, molecular function: calcium-dependent cysteine-type endopeptidase activity. The transcript is spliced from 17 exons. NCBI's taxonomy places the organism in Eukaryota, Viridiplantae, Chlorophyta, Chlorophyceae, Chlamydomonadales, Volvocaceae. The coding region runs from base 1 to 1860 and encodes 619 amino acids. Gene Ontology annotation, cellular component: cytoplasm. The record is from RefSeq and is a predicted model, not a curated record.